UAUUUCGGAACCUACGUGUGGCCACCCUGAUCAUUCAAGCAAAGCGUUUGUCGGCAGUGCGUUUGACAAAUUCCAGUUUCUUUACGUGAGUACAGCGAAAAUGUCCACACACAAGAAAAAGACUAGAAAGUUGAGAGGACACGUCUCUCAUGGACAUGGACGUAUCGGUAAGCACCGUAAGCAUCCUGGAGGUCGUGGUAACGCUGGAGGCAUGCACCAUCACCGAAUUAACUUCGACAAAUACCAUCCUGGUUACUUCGGAAAGUUGGGAAUGAGAAAUUACCACGUUAGGAGAAAUACUAAAUGGGCCCCAGCGAUCAAUCUGGACAAACUGUGGACCCUUGUGAGUGACCAAACGAGGCUAAAAUACAAGUCUCAUCCCGAGGGCAAAGCCCCCGUCAUAGACAUCGUGAAAGCCGGAUACUACAAACUUCUUGGUAAGGGACGGCUGCCUGAUCAACCCGUAAUUGUUAAGGCCAAGUUCUUCUCAAAGAAAGCGGAAGACAGGAUUAAGGCUGUAGGUGGAGCCUGUGUCUUAUCGGCGUAGGUUCGAUUUUUCAAUAAAUAAUAAGAAAUU
Messenger RNA from Dendroctonus ponderosae (mountain pine beetle), 577 nucleotides. It is a transcript of the gene RpL27A, whose product is annotated as 60S ribosomal protein L27a. The coding region runs from base 101 to 547 and encodes 148 amino acids. The transcript is spliced from 5 exons. The record is from RefSeq and is a predicted model, not a curated record. NCBI's taxonomy places the organism in Eukaryota, Metazoa, Arthropoda, Insecta, Coleoptera, Curculionidae. Gene Ontology annotation, cellular component: cytosolic large ribosomal subunit; ribosome. Gene Ontology annotation, molecular function: structural constituent of ribosome. Gene Ontology annotation, biological process: translation.